AUGGCGUUGAUCUCAGACUACGACGCUCUGAGACAUCUUCAGCAAGAAAUUGACGAGGCACUCCCUAAUUUCCACGAAAUGCUCCUUGGGCUCAAAAAAAACGACAUGGACAUUGCGUUGGCUUCUACGCUUCGCGACAAUUGUGCACUUCAAGCAGAUGCUAUUCAAGCAAGGAAGGACCUGCUAGCUCGCUUUUCCCAAUUCGAUCAACUGGCUCGGAAAAUCGAAAGGUUGCCCCCCACUGUGCAUGGCUUGGUUUCCCCCACGCAAAAGCGCUUACAACAAGCCAUCUUUUCACGAGCCACGAUAUAUCUACAAAGAAAUAUGUUUCCUUUACAAAGCUUACCUGUGGCCCGUAAGGAGAAAAGCAAAUCUUCACCAUCGACCUCGGCGACAAACUUGCCGUUGGAAGCACAGCAGCAAAUCAAUGUCUUGUCUGAGCAAGAGGCAUUACUAUCAUCCUAUCUAGAGGCUGCGAAAAAGGCACGAAACUUAGAUGAUGUUCUCUCUUUAAAGCAAAGCCAAAAUGAGAUCCGCGCAGAGAUCGAACAGAUUAUAGCCAAGCAUACCAUGUAA
Molecule: messenger RNA, 576 nt
Organism: Malassezia pachydermatis
Lineage: Eukaryota; Fungi; Basidiomycota; Malasseziomycetes; Malasseziales; Malasseziaceae
Exons: 4
Coding region: 1-576 (191 amino acids)
Source: RefSeq, a predicted model, not a curated record